UCCACGUCAGCAGCAAGCCAACCUCUUCCAAGUUUCAACAGAAGCAGCAGAAAAACUUGGCAGUUUUAACUACGAACCUCAAAUGAGGCCGGCUUUUGUUGCUUUAAACUCUCCCACUCCCUCAAACACACAAGGCUAAGUCUUUGUGUCUCCUGCCUAUAUCAGAUUCUCUUUGUUAGUUUAUCAGUCUCAAUCACCAACUCGAUUACACACUUUAAUCUCAUAUACAUGUAUAUUUUUUUCUUCCUAGGCUAGGACCAUAGGUUUCCGAGAUUUUCAAGUUUUUUCCAGCCUUAUAAAUUGGAAUUAAUGUUCCAUGAUGUCAAUCGUUCUCUAGAAUUCAAAGUUCAUUAUGGUGUUCUUUUGUGACUGCUGAGACUUUUAAUUGUGAGCUUUGUUAGGUUUGAAUCUUUUUAAUGCUUCUUUUGUUGCAGAUAAAACGUCAAAGUUUUCAUUAACUUUUUGUGAUUUCACUCCAAAGUACAACCGUGUGUUUAUGUGACAGUUUUUUGCAAUUCAGACUAUUGGGUCUCAGUCAUUGUUUUUGCUUUCUUCCAAGGUUUUCAGAAAUGGCUGUUGACCUCUACUCUGAAAGUUCUAACAUGGGUACUAGUCCUAGAAUUUCAUUUUCUCAUGAUUUUUGCCAAUCAGAUAAUAUAAUACCUGUUGAACAACACCCUCUCCGAUCAAACUCAACUGGUUUGAGUUCUGGUAUAGAUUUUGACUUCUGUGUUCGUGAGAGUUUCGAGCAAGAAUCUUCGUCUGCAGAUGAGCUUUUCUCUGAUGGGAAAAUUGUUCCUGCCGAAAUCAAGAAAAAGGUCACUCGCACAAAGCAAAUAGAUCAGUAUGUGUCUCAUCCACCGUUGCCACCGCCACGUAGUACGAGUGAUACUAGUACUACAAAGCAAGAGAGCUCCAAAGAGAGCUCCAAAGAAAGCAAGGGAUCGAGUAAUGAAGCCGAUGGGAAGCAAAGUUCUAAGUCCUUUUGGCGGUUCAAGCGAAGUAGCAGCUCUGGUAGUGGAUAUGGAAGGAGCUUAUGCCCUUUGCCACCACUUUUAUCAAGGAGCAAUUCAACCGGGUCUGUACCAAAUGCUAAGCGAGCCCCAUUAUCCAAUGAUGGUUCAAAUUCUAAGCAGAGUUCUCACAAACAUUCAUCAAUGAAAGCAUCACAAUCUUCAGCUUCAUCUAGUUACUUAAAGCCUCCAUUGAAGAAAGGUAGUCAUGGAUCUUAUGGAAAUGGUGUUCCGAUUAGUCCUGUUUUAAAUGUUCAUUCAGCGAAUCUAUUUGGAUUAGGAUCAAUGUUCUCGAGUGGCAAAGAUAAGAAUAAGAAAAAGUGAUUGACUUUUGCUGUAAUGAGAUAAUAAUUCAUGUCUAAUUUGCAAUUAUUGUGGAUUGAGUCUUUUUUUUACUA
Messenger RNA from Quercus lobata, 1411 nucleotides. RefSeq lists its product as uncharacterized. Lineage: Eukaryota; Viridiplantae; Streptophyta; Magnoliopsida; Fagales; Fagaceae. The record is from RefSeq and is a predicted model, not a curated record. The transcript has a single exon. The coding region runs from base 570 to 1337 and encodes 255 amino acids.